AUAACCUUUUUUAUGCUGCUGUCUGCUGUAUGUGUCAUGCUCAACUUGGCGGGUUCCAUUCUGUCUUGUCAAAAUGCUCAGCUAGUCAGUUCUCUUGAAGGUUGUCGUCUGAUAAAUAUUAACAGCGACGGAGUCUGCGUUUGUUGUGAAAUGCAACAUCAGACGUCUGGUUGUAGUAACCCUGGAGAAACCCUGAAACUCAAUCCUUUGCAGGAGUGCAGUGCUGUGCGAUUGACUCUUAAGGACCUGUUGUUCAGCGUGUGUGCUUUGAAUAUCAUCUCUACAAUUGUCUGUGCCUUGGCUACAGCGAUGUGCUGCAUGCAGAUGGUUUCUGCUGAUGUUCUACAACUGUUUUUACCGCACAGAGGACACUCCACCAACAUGGACUGUAUGAUGGCACAUGGGACAAUUCUUCAUCAAACCUUGGAUUUUGAUGAGUUUAUUCCACCAAUUCCACCUCCUCCAUACUAUCCACCAGAGUAUACUUGCACACCAGUCAUGGAAGUACAAAGAGGGCUUCACCUGGACUUCCCACAUUCACCUUUCAGUGCUUUGUAUGAAGUGUCCAUAAACAGUCCGGGUAUUCUGUAUCCAUCUGAGCUGCCACCUCCAUAUGAAGCUGUGGUUGGACAAACUCCUGCAAGUCAGGGGACCAGUAUAGACCAGCAGGUGACAGAAUCCAGCAUUGGGGACAGGAACACUACAGCCGGCUUCAGCACACAAGUGUCUGUGGACAGUACUUCCAUUCUGGUGUCAGAAGUAGCUGAUAUUCCUGCACUUAGCUGCUCAUCAGAAGAUCUUUGUUCUUUAGAAGUUCAAGGUUCUUUGCGUUCUGCAGAUUUUUCUCCAUAUAGCACUAUUCGUACAGCAGCUACAGGGAGUAGCUGUGCCAGCUUGGAACAUAGUCUUCGCUGUGGCCUUCAUCUCACCCAUUCGCAGUGUUCACCAGAUGAUGAUGGAAGCAGAGCAUCAACAGAUAGAUCUCAGUGGCAAGAUCUGUCCUUGGACUCUUCAUCUGAGAAUUUCAGCACCCCAGAAAGAGAUUCUCAACUAUCUACAAAGGAAAAGAAAUUGUCUCAGUCAUUGAAACCUAUAAAAAUGUGCUGUGGUGUGUUCAGCCAACCACCUGGACAAUGCCAGCCAUCACCAAGCACAUUACCAAUAAACCCAACAUCUCACUCAGGACCGAAGGAAAAGACAGCCCAGCAGCAUCAUACUAGGAGAUAUCGGAUUGCCAAUAUAGUCCGAUCUACCAGUGACCCUGUUUCCUGCUCCUCUAGUACAGAAGCUCCUUGCUCGUACCCGCACGUGACUGCCUCCGCCUGCCAGGAGACUGGAAACCAUUGUUUACUGGGAAGACAAAAAGACAACAAGAAAGGAAGUAAUCGAAUCAAGCCUAAGGCCCUAAAAAAUAUCUCAAAAGAGAGACCCAACUCUCUGGUGGACCUGAAAACAUACAAGGACACAAAGAUUUUAGUGGCUAAAUUUCUGGAACAUUCAAAUUGUCGCCUGUCACCAGAAGUGCAACAUGUUGUGAAUAGUAUUAAGUCUGUCAUCAAAUCAGAUGAGCGGCACAUGGAGGAAGCCAUCUUUAGUGCCAACAUUAUAGAUCAGGUAAUCACAAGCUCUCAGCACAGUGUCAGUAUGUCUAGAAAACGACUGCAAGAAGACCUUCACCUACGAAGCUGUGGUGCUCUCAGUUCUCCAGUGACAUUUCUACACAGGAUACAUCUAAUACGAGAAAUGGACCAUGACAGACAACAGAAUGUUAUUGGAGUCUGUAGAGAAACCAUCCUUUGA
Molecule: messenger RNA, 1800 nt
Organism: Bufo bufo (common toad)
Lineage: Eukaryota; Metazoa; Chordata; Amphibia; Anura; Bufonidae
Gene: ENTREP2
Product: family with sequence similarity 189 member A1
Exons: 9
Coding region: 13-1800 (595 amino acids)
Source: RefSeq, a predicted model, not a curated record